Molecule: messenger RNA, 1391 nt
Organism: Daktulosphaira vitifoliae (grape phylloxera)
Lineage: Eukaryota; Metazoa; Arthropoda; Insecta; Hemiptera; Phylloxeridae
Exons: 3
Coding region: 198-923 (241 amino acids)
Biological process (GO): regulation of DNA-templated transcription
Cellular component (GO): nucleus
Molecular function (GO): transcription coactivator activity
Source: RefSeq, a predicted model, not a curated record
GUUGUUUAAUGUUUACGUAUACUGAAUGUCUGACGAUCGGAACUUCUCAUAGUCCAUCGUAAACGAAGUUGCACUCUCUAAUUUACUUUAAUAAUCAUCAAUAGUUAUUUAUUUAACACAAUAUUUUGUUCUUCCGGAAACUAUUUUUUUUCUUUAAGUAAUUUUUGGUUUUAUUCGUUGAACAAUAUUAAGUAAAAAUGGCAGAUUGUCCACAAUUUCAACUGAUGCCACAAAUGGUCCCUAUUUACCGCCCGCAACCACCGCCUACACCGUUUCCUAUGCCUGGUCAACCUAUUUUUCCAAUGCCUCCUCAUUUUGGAUAUCCGCCUAUAGCAUGGUCUCCAAUUCAUCAUUAUUCACCUACACCACAGCCAACAUAUCAUGCUGAAGAAGAUGAUGAGCAUAACAAUCAUGGACAACCAACAUAUAGUAAUGUAACUGUUGACGAUUCGCCCCAUGAUUCGCAACAAACAUCACAACGCCCUCAUCGACAAACUUAUACUCGAAGUGUGUCGAAUAAAAGUGAUACUCGACAUGAAGAAUUUCGAAAAUAUUUAGAGGAAGUAGGAAUCAUAUCGACAUUUACCAAUAUUAUAGCUGAAAUAUAUCAAGACCCUUUAAGGCCUAGUGAUCCUUUAGGGUAUAUUCGAGACAAAUUGUCAUGUUCACGUCAAGAAGUUUCUGAGCUUACAAAUCUUCGUCACUGGUGUGAAAAAUAUCAAAAUAGAAGUAUUCGUCUUGAAAAAGAGUUAAAAGAUGUCAUAAAUCGGUUAAGAAAACAUGAACCAUAUACUUCAGAUGAAGAAAAUUUAUCAGAUAAUGAUUGUCCUACUUGUGUAUUAGAUUCUGAGAAGUCAAAUCAUGCAUUGAGUAAGAGUAAAGACAAUUUAGGAUAUGAAAAUGUUCAGCUAAAUAAUCAAUGACAUUCAUAUUGCAUUUUCAUAAAAUAUGUGACACUAAAACAAAAAAUUAAAUAUUGGUUUCUUAUAAUUUAAUAAUAGUUUUUCAAAAUUUUAUUCUUGUUAAAGAUUUAGUUUAUCAUUUUUUUUUCUUUCUAAAAAUGGACUACUUAUUUCAUAGUUUUACUUAUGUUAUUAAAAUGUAUAGUUCUGUGUUGUUAAAUAAAAUGUUAGGUAUUGCUUUCUCUGUUAAGAGAAAUGAUAAAUUAAAAAUAAUUCAUUAAAACCUCAUUGAAUUAAUUUUUUCAUGGGGUUUGUAUUAUCUAAUGAUAAGAAUUUCUAUUUUUGGAUUUUCUUUUUUUCUUAUAUAACAAUUUUUUUUAUUAUCUUUAUUGACGUAUUUUAUUUUGGUUUUUGUAUUAAUUAUCUAACUUUUUGGAAUUAUGUUUGGUCCUAAUUUAAAUGAUUUAUUAUUUUAAGCAAUAUUGUUAA